GAUGCCUGCAAUCCAAGUGGUAUGUAUGGCGUCGAGAGAGAGACAGAUGAUGCUGCUGGGAGCAUUCAGAAUUCAGAACCUAGCAGUCGGCCCACAAAUGACUCAGAUUUUUCUUCGUUUGACAUUGUUAAAGCAACACAGUAUGGAGCUUUGGAGAGAUGUAAGGAAUUGAUUGAAGGUGGUUAUGAUAUAAAUAAACGAGAUAAUGAAAAUGUCACACUCCUACACUGGGCAUCGAUCAACAACAGAAGAGAUAUUGUCAGAUACUACAUAUCGAAAGGAGCAAUAGUGGAUGCCAUAGGUGGAGAGCUUAUGUCUACACCUUUGCACUGGGCAACAAGACAAGGCCACCUAGGUAUGGUUGUGUUACUUAUGAAGUAUGGGGCUGAUUCCUCAAUGCGUGAUGGUGAAGGCUGCUCCUGCAUACACUUGGCAGCACAGUUUGGUCAUACAGCUAUUGUUGCCUACCUGGUAGCAAAGGGUGCCAAUGUGAAUCUAAUGGACAAGAAUGGAAUGACACCUCUCAUGUGGAGUGCAUACAGAGUCACCAGCCUGGAUCCCACAAGACUGCUUCUGACUUUUGGAGCUAGUACUUCUAUGGCAGACCGUUUACAUGGUAACACAGCAUUGCAUUGGGCAGUGAUAGCAAAAAAUCACAUGGCAGUCAGUGUAUUAGUUAACCAUGGGGCCAAUGUUGAUAUUGCAAAUUCUCAGGGUGAAUCAGCAUACAGCCUGAUAAUGAAGAGAAAAACACAGUGGCUGGAUAAGAAAGUACUAGAUAAACUGCAAGAAAUGCAGAAAUCAUCUAGAAAUAUCUGCUAUCGAAUUUCCAGUGAUAAGAGUCUCCGCUACUGGACGAUGAUCAGCACACCAUUUAUUGUAUUUUACAUUGUUGGGCUUGUGUUACAACUGGACAUGCUCUAUCUUCUGAAGAUUGCCCUUUUCAUGACAGUGUAUCUUGUAGUCUAUGGCAUCUCGAGAAUUCUGUUCGAUGAACGCCUGAUGACUGUCAUGCCCAUGGCAGUGUACCUUGCAACAAAGUUCUGGUGUUAUGUAACUUGGAUAUUGUACAUUCAUCCAUAUUCAGGCCUUGAAUGCACAGCUCUGUUUCUUCUCUCAUCACUUAUUCUGUGGUAUAACUUCAUGAGAGCAUGGAGAGGAGAUCCAGGAGUCAUUACCGCUGAUCAGGCACAGAAGUACCAAACCAUAAUUGAAUUAGCAGAGAGAGAUGGCUUUGAUCCCCAAUGGUUUUGUUCAACUUGCCUGGUGCGACGUCCAAUACGUUCAAAACAUUGCUCCGUUUGCAACCGCUGUAUUGCAAAGUUUGACCAUCACUGCCCAUGGGUUGGAAACUGCAUAGGAGCAAACAACUUGAAGUAUUUCAUUGGAUACCUGGUAAUGCUGUGUAUGAUGUGCUGCUUUGUCCUCCAGGGCUGCUUUUACUUCUGGAAUGGUGCUUGCAACGUUUACAUUUCCAAACAGGGGCUUUGGUCUAGUUUAGGGUCAAUAGCAACAUGUGAACCCUGGGUGGCAUGGGUUGGCGCCAAUGCCAUUUUGCAUGCUGCUUGGGUUGCAACACUCCUUGGAUGCCAGCUUUACCAGGUCCUGAUUUUGGGUAUGACAACUAAUGAAAGAAUGAACUGCUACCGAUACAAACAUUUCCAGGU
Molecule: messenger RNA, 1667 nt
Organism: Penaeus monodon (black tiger shrimp)
Lineage: Eukaryota; Metazoa; Arthropoda; Malacostraca; Decapoda; Penaeidae
Gene: Hip14
Product: palmitoyltransferase ZDHHC17-like
Biological process (GO): protein palmitoylation
Cellular component (GO): Golgi membrane
Molecular function (GO): palmitoyltransferase activity; protein binding
Source: RefSeq, a predicted model, not a curated record